Molecule: messenger RNA, 4776 nt
Organism: Pecten maximus
Lineage: Eukaryota; Metazoa; Mollusca; Bivalvia; Pectinida; Pectinidae
Product: mucin-22-like
Exons: 6
Coding region: 193-3711 (1172 amino acids)
Source: RefSeq, a predicted model, not a curated record
UUCCCACAUAAACCCUAAUAAUAUCUACACUGAGCAAAAUCACAACAGUUUUCUGUGAUAUGGUGACCUAACGAAGACUUAACCUUUAUUCUAUAACUCGUAAAAUAUGAAUGGAACUGAAAAUUCAAUAUUAUCGGAAAACGUUUUUGAAGAAAACACUACUGGAUUAUUUAUUCUGUGGUGUUUCUAACGAUGUUCAAAUCUGGACUGAUGAUUUUUCUAAUUGUGUCUUCCAUAACUGCCGCGGAGAAUUCAAAGAAUCAUGAGACAAAAAGGAUCGUGUACUCUACUAUACCAGAAUCUGAAGAGUAUAAAUAUGGCUGCUACGGUAUCCAAGAUGGAAAUGUUUACAUGGACGCACAGUGUCCAUCAGAUGGUCGGAUUGUAGUCCGAGACGUCUUCGGAGGAGCCAAGAUAAACGUAACAGGCUGUGAACGAUUCACAUCGACUGUUGAGGAGGAAGCUAUGUGUUGCACGCCUGCGGACUCUGAUUGCACUUUCGAUUAUUCGGUUACAGGGGGAUUUGAUGCAAAUUACAAAUACCAAAUAAAUUGUACGGGAAAGAGUGAAUGUGACAAGAUUCGCGUGGAUACCAUGGAAACGCCCGAUUCGUGUCCAUCCGGGUACUUGGAAACCAGCAACUAUCUGUAUAUGUAUUACUACUGCAUUCCAGUUUCAUCUAUUGGUAGAACCGACUCUGCCUCUCUUCAAGGAACAAACGACCCAUCCUACUUGUACUUAUGGAGUCCAAACUUCCCUAACCCAAUUGACUCCUCCGUGACCUCUAGCACGUGCUCUAUAGAAACUGCGUGUGGCUCCCAGAUAACCGUUUCAGCAUUGGAUAUUCGUCUGCAGAGUGACUCCACGGGAGUAUGUCGACAAAGCAUUGCAAUAAAGGACAACUCAUCGAUAAUAACAUUGGACUGUUCCAAUAAUAAUAUCUUCGUUAUUCAAGAUAUAUUCACCAGUCAGUCCAACUAUUUGGAGAUGACAUUCUCCAACGACCUUGGACAAACGAAUGGUUACUUUUGGAUCGGGUUUACAUCGGACACCUGUGGAUCGCUGAAGAUAUCGUGUCCAACAGUUGCCCCAGAAUAUGACUGUGUUGCCAACUCGACAAGUGGAUCUUCUUGUGUUACCACCACCCUUACCACUACCACAGAUGUACCUACCACAACAACCGACAUAUCUACCACAACACCAGUCGACACCUCGACCACACUUACCACUACCACUGAUGUGGCUACCACAACCACCGACACUUCGACCACACUUACCACGACAACUGACGUGCCAACAACCACCCUGACCACAACCACUGACGUACCAACUACCACUGUGACCACAACCACUGACGCACCAACUACAACUGUGACCACAAGCACUGACGCAACAACUACCACAACAACUGACGUACCAACUACCACGACAACUGACGUACCAACUACCACGACAACUGACGCACCAACUACCACAACCACUGACGUACCAACUAUCACUGUGACCACAACCACUGACGUACCAACUAUCACGACAACUGACGUGCCAACAACCACUCAAACUGAUACCACCCUUAGCUCUACAACUGACUUGCCUACGCCAAUAGUUGACCCUACCUCCACUCUUACGUCAACCACUGACGAAAUCACCUCCACCAUAAUAACAACCACUGACAUACCCAUAACCACUCUCACUGAUGCCAACACCACUUCAACCUCAACCAACAACGUGUCUACCACAACAAUAGGUGACACUACCACCAUCAUUACUACAAGCACUGAGGAACCAAAUACAACCCUGACCGUAACCACUGACAUCCCCUCCACCACCCAAUUCAACACCACCAACGAAACUACUUCAACCAUUACUACUACCACUGACGUACCGACCACCACCCUUACAACAACUACACCUACUCCCACCACUAACACCACCACUGUGUCUAAUACCAGCCCCACAACCAAUCAUAGUAAUACUGAAACACAGACCACAGCCAUAUCCCCAAUCACCUCCGCCAACACCACCACGCUUUCUGACACCACCGAUACCACGAACACCACAAACCCACCAAACAUUAUCACCUUCACAAGCAGCACCAUGGCACCCGACUCGUCCCAACCAUCGCCACGAGGUAGCGAGUCAGCAACUGCAUCUUUUCCAUGGUGGUAUAUUAUCAUCGCCAUCCUGAUCGUGGUUAUAUUGGGUUUCAUCAUCAUUGUACGAUGGAAGAAGAAACAAAAGGUUAAGUCAAAUGAUGGCGAAAAAAACGGCCUACCUGCUUCUGAUGAUAACAACACAAGACGUUCCUCGAAAGGUCCGGAGAAGUGCGGCCCAGAAUCCAACUAUAAAAACACAUUCGGUCAGAACAAAAUAGGUUUCAUCGAGGCGGAUGUUCAUGGCGGUAAACUCCCGCCUCUCAAUCCACAUGCGACUGUUAAAGAUGCAGUUCUUCCCAAUAUGGUACCAGUGCCAAUACAAGUUCCUGUGGAUUCGAACACAGUGCCUGCUAAACUACCGCCCCUGGUGCCUCCGUCUGGUACGACCGUUGAAGGUGCAUCAGAUACGACGGAGAAGCGUAAGAAGAGGAGGAAAAAGAAGAAGCAUAGAGAAAAUAUAGAAAGAAAUUCAGAAACCACACUCGAGAACAGACAAGAAGAGCAUUCUUUGGUCGAUUUCACCAAUAAGGAUAGCAAUAUGGAUGCAAAGAAUGGCAUUGAGUCUGCUCAACUUACCGGUGAACAUACAAGUAACCCUUCGAAUGAUCGGACUGCUGGCGAACUUCACAAAGACUGCACAGAAGGUCAUGCUUCGGGACAACUUGCAAAUAAUCUUCAUGAUCCUACUGCAGAAACACAUGUAAAUAACUUUUCAAAAGACGGCGCUUCAGAUGGAUCUGUAAAUAACUCCUCGGAUGACCAUUCUAUUGAACUUGCAAAUAACACUUCUAGCAAUCGAAUCUCAAAAUGUGAUAACGCCUCGAAUGAACAAAUUCAUGAAAACUUCACAAACAACGCUUCAAACGAUCACACACCACAGGGUACGUCUACAAACCCCUACACAUCAAAGGGUACGUCUGCAAGCCACAGCAUACCAGAGGGUACGUCGUCUUCAAGCCAUCACGCGCCAAAAGAUACGUUUGCAAAUCAACACAAAUUUCCGUCAGUCAGCGGUGAUGGCAAUAACGUUGAUUCUGGAAAUACCGAUAGCCGCGAAGCUUACUCGAUGGGUAGAGAGAGAAAUGCCAUCAACGGGAUAGCUAGAGGACAGAAUGGGUGGGCCAAUAAGGAUAUAAAAUCUACCAUACCUGAGUUCCAAAGGAGGGGCAGGCGGAAAUCCAGCGUGGAUCAACACAUGUUGUCUUUUUUGACGUCCUCAAGAAUUAUGAAGGGAGGUGUUGGUGGCCAAUCCCAUACUUCUGGUGAACGUCGUAAAUCAUUAGUUCAUGAGGAUAUGAACGAAGUAAUGGGCCAUGUAACAGAACGUCGGUCUUCUGUGGUUCGAAUCAAAGGAGCCGAUAACUUGAGCGCUGCCCGUCGUGGUUCUCUGAAUCACACUGGGAUCGGAGGCUCCUUUGAUGUGGAGACUGGGAGACCUAUUAAGGAGAGAAGGACCUCCCUAUCAAUGGGCGACUCAGGUGAACUUACGGGGAUAUCCUCUACGUCGAAGGAAGUUGGUCAUUUGAGGUAUACUAAGCCAGUGAUCAACCUAUAAAGGAAUCGUUCAUGUAGAAUCACUAGGCUUUUAAAGCCAAUCUGUAAACAUGCCUUGUUUGUACAUAUUCAUAUUUAUUCAUAUUUCUUCAAACAAUUGUAGACAAUCGAAGCUAUUCAGUCUUUCCUGAAAUAUUUAUUUAUUUACCAUUUAGAUAUGAUUUGUUUACCUACAUCAUAAUGACUUUGAAAAGUGAAAAUGAAAACAUCAUAGCAGAUAUCCUGUGUCUAUAUAUUGACUGAAUAUUUCCUUUAGCGAGUUAGUCAUAAUCAAUUUAUGGAAAAGAAAAAUAUAAAUACGCAAGAUAUACAGUCAAACUUCGUUAUCUCGAACAUUGAUAACUCGAAUACCCUGUCUAUGUCGAAGUAAAGUCACCUCAAAUAUCCGAAUAUCGCGAAGUACAUUUCAAUGACUCUAUUGACUUCAAGAUAACGAGGUUUCACUCUACAUGUAGUUUCAAUUUGACAUAUUUAAGAUGCAAUGAUUACAAUCUCUGCGUCUCCAAAGAUCGUACGUUAAAACAAUAACUGUAAUAUCGAGAAUGGUCAUCAUGAGGUAGGUAUAUUAUGCUAUGUAUCAUAAUUUUGUACAUAGAAAUGUUUUGAAAAGUUAAAGCGUAUCUGUGAUUUCCUGUGUCAGCACAUACAAGUAUAUUAGUAUUAAAUCAUCUGAUUUGCCUGGUAUUCGUAUCAAUAGUUCCUCCCCUGCAUAAUUGGUUAUUGAUAUUCCGCUUUCCUUAUCUCAUUGACUGGGUAAUCCUAAUACGAAUUCCUCCUAUUUGUCAUUGGAUAUUGAUAUUCUGGUUUCCACAUAAAUUCCUCCUCUUUUCAUUGGAUAUUGAUAUUUUCGGUUUCCACAUCUGAUUGGCUCGGUAGCUCUUAUACGAAUUCCUCCUCUUUUUGAUUGGAUACUGAUCUAGUAUCCUCAUCUGAUUGGCCAGGUAUUGCUUCGUGUUUGUGGUAUGACAAGAAUUUGUGUGUAGCUGAAACGUGUAUAUAUAUAUAUGUAGUUCAAUUCUAUUCGUAGUCUGUGAACUUUUUUUUACAAAAUAAACAUUGAAAAUUC